AUGAAGAUCCUGGUAUUUUUAAUUCGUGGAGAAAGUGACAUUCAUCUGUUAGAUGAUGGAGAGGUUUUUGAAGUUGGAGGCCGCUCAUUCAAGUGGAAGUUUCCAUGUUCAUCUAAUUGUAUGUUUGAUGAAAAACCAAGUGAAAUUGUUAACAAUAUUUGUGUACAGGCUGAUGAAACCUUAAGUGAAGGUGUUAGUAAUGUUUGUGUACAGGCUGAUGAAGCCAUAGGUGAAGGUGAUAACAAUAUCUGUGUACCGGCUGAUGAAGACCUAGGUGAAGGUGAUAACAAUAUUUAUGUAAAGGCUUAUGAAGACCUAUGUGAAGGUGAUAACAACAUUUGUGUAAAGGCUUAUGAAGCUUUAGGUGAAGGUGAUAAUAAUAUUUGUGUACAGGCUGAUGAAGUCUUAGGUGAAGGUGAUAACAAUAUUUGUGUACAGGCUGAUGAAGACCUACGUGAAGGUGAUAACAACAUUUGUGUAAAGGCUUAUGAAGCUUUAGGUGAAGGUGAUAAUAAUAUUUGUGUACAGGCUGAUGAAGUCUUAGGUGAAGGUGAUAACAAUAUUUGUGUACAGGCUGAUGAAGACCUACGUGAAGGUGAUAACAACAUUUGUGUACAGGCUGAUGAAGUCUUAGGUGAAGGUGAUAACAAUAUUUGUGUACAGGCUGAUGAAGCCUUAGGAGAAGGUGAUAACAAAAUUUGUGUACAGGCUAAUGAAGCUUUAGGUGAAGGUGAUUACAAUAUUUGUGUACAGGCUGAUGAAGCCUUAGGUGAAGGUGAUAACAAAAAUUUUGUACAGGCUGAUGAAGACUUAGGUGAAGGCAUUAACAAUAUUGGUGUACAGAAUGAUGAAGACCUAGGUAAAGGCAUUAACAAUAUUGGUGUACAGAAUGAUGAAGACCUAUGUAAAGGCAUUAACAAUAUUUGUGUACAGAAUGAAGACCUAGCUAAAGGCAUUUACAAUAUUUGUGUACAGAAUGAUGAAGACCUAGGUAAAGGCAUUAACAAUAUUUGUGUACAGAAUGAUGAAGACCUAGGUAAAGGCAUUAACAAUAUUUGUGUACAGAAUGAUGAAGACCUAGGUAAAGGCAUUAACAAUAUUUGUGUACAGAAUGAUGAAGACCUAGGUAAAGGCAUUAACAAUAUUUGUGUACAGAAUGAUGAAGACCUAGGUAAAGGCAUUAACAAUGUUUGUGAACAGAAUGAUGAAGACCUAGGUAAAGGCAUUAACAAUAUUUGUGUACAUGCUGAUGAAGCCUUAGUGGAAGGUGAUAACAAUAUUUGUGUACAGGCUGAUGAAGAAUUAGAUCACAAUAUUAUCAAGAUAAUUGUGCAAUCUGAUGAAGAACCAAGUGAUGAUGUUUACAAGAUGAAUAUGCAGACUGAUGAGGACUCAAAUGAAGAUAUUUACAAAAUUAAAGCCCAGACUGAGUCACCAGCAGUAAGCAUGCCUGAUUGCCAAAGAAAGGUCUUUUUUUGUGGUGUUCAACCUAACAAUGGUUUCCUGAUGUUGUUUAAGAAGUAUGUGCUUACAGAAAAUGUAGAUGAGGCACAUAUCAUAGUUGUCAAGGCAUCUGCACAUGGACAGACAGACUGCUCCUGUGUUGAAUUGUUUGAAAGCUUGGUGCAGAGGGAAAAAACAAUAUUAAGCUACAAAUGGAUAAAGGAAUCUUUGCUUGCAGGCAACAUACUUGAUAUGGAGAACUUCACGGUCAAGAGCUUGAAGCAAUAUGGUGAAAUUUGUAAAAAAGUUAACUUUGAAACAUUUGAGUUUGAAAUAAGGGGAGAGAAGUGGAUGGACAUUACAAAAGGUCAAGUUUCAAGACUGUUGAAGCAUAUGGGUGGCCUUCCUGUUAUCCAUGCUACGGCUGACACAGUUGUUAUAUGUGCUGAUGAUAUGCUGCAUACUUCCAGUCAGUGUGUGUCAAAGGAAUGGAUAUUUGAAUGCAUAGUGAGAGGGAAAAUAAUUCGUCAGCAUUUACUCAAUGCUAACCAAAAUGAUAUUGUAUAUGAGAGUGAUGAAUCAAGUGUGUUAAGUUUUCCGAUGCUGGACAAGGUGUUGGUUGAGACAUCAGGGUCACUAAAGGGGAAGCGAACACUGAAAAAGCAAUGUUGCAUUUAUUGUGAAAAACUGGACUACAAAUUAUCCAGACAUAUGGAAAUGUACCACCAUGAUGAAUUAGAAGUUGCUAAAAUUCUCAGCCUAAAGAAGGGUUCAAGGGAGAGAAAAAGUGCCUGGGCAGCACUUACGGCAAAGGGUAAUCAUCUCCACAAUUCUAAAGUACGUGAAAAAGGAGUAGGCAUUCUGAUUCCUAAAUACCGACCAAGUAGCACACAGGAACAGAAAAGAUAUUUGCCAUGUGAAUACUGCAGAAUGCUUUUUGUCUCUAGCGAUCUGUGGAAACAUCACCAUAGAUGUGUCAAAAAACCUGAGGGUGAGAAAAGCGAUGGACCUGUUCACAAUGCCAGACUGCUGCUUCCAGUAUCUGCAGAAGUCAGUAAAGAGUUCCAUGAAGCAGUAAUUGUAAAAAUAAGAGAUGAUGCCAUAGGGUGCAAAGCUAAAUCAGAUCCAUCUAUAACUGCAUUUGGGGAAAGGCGGUAUGAAAAAACAGGUAAACAUGAACAUACUCAUGCACACAUUGCCUGCAGAAUGCGUGAAUUAGCCAGGUUGGUUUUGGCAAUGAGUAAAAAGAAUUCAUCUGCUGAUACUUUAUUGAAAUGUAUACAACCAGUGUUGUGGAGCUCGCUGUUAAAAACAAUCAAAGAGGAGGCUGGAUUUAACCCAGAAACGCAGACUUUGUCAAGUCCUUCAUAUGCGGAAAAAGUUGGUCAUUCCUUAAAAAAAACUGCCAAAAUGCUAAGAACUAAAGCCUCAGAAGCUGGGGAUGAUGCGAUGAAGGAGAGAAUGGAUUGUUUCAUAGAUAUGUAUAAUGACGAGUAUUUUGAUAGGAUUGGAUUUAUGGCAAGAGAAACUUUGACCUCAGCUAAUUUCAAUAAAAUUAAGUUGUUGCCCUUGGUGGAAGAUGUUGCCAAAUUGUCAAAUUACUUAGUAAAGCAAGUGAAUAAUAUCAAAGGGGAUAAAACAGGCACAUUAUAUGCUUACACAAAUCUUUGUAAAUUGCUCCUUUCACAAAUUAUCUUAUUUAAUAGAAAACGUGCAGGAGAAGUUGAAAGAUUGAAAAAGGAGGAUUUUUUAAAAUGUUCAGUAAACCAAAAUGUAGAUGAAGAAAUAAAAAAAAGUCUCACUGAAUUUGAAAAACAUUUAUGCCAUUCUCACCUGAGAGUCGAAACCAGAGGGAAGAGGGGGAGAAAAGUUGCCAUCCUGUUUACACAGACAAUGAAGGCAAAUAUAGAUCAUCUGCUUCAAUUGCAAUCUGAAUUAAAUAUCAACAGCAAGUAUGUUUUUAUAAGACCAAAUGGUAAAAUGCCAUUCAGGGGUGCUGAUGUAUUGAGAGAAGUUUCUCUUCAAGCAGACCUUAAACAUGCAAAGAGAAUAACCUCCACAAGCUUGAGAAAGCAGCUUGCCACAAUGUGCCAGGUUUUGAAUUUGACUGAGAGCAGCCAAGACAUAUUGGCAAGGUUCAUGGGGCACGAUAUAAGAAUUCACCGUGCAUACUAUCGAUUACCACAAAGCACACUUGAAGUGGCUAAAGUUUCUAAAAUUCUUCAUCUAUUCAACACUGGGAAGAUUACACAAACUGAUGUGGAUCUGCAGGACAUUGAUGUCCAAACAUUUGUUGAGGAAGAAGAACCAAGUGAUGAAGAUGAUGAACAUAAUUCAGCUUCACCUUCUACCACCAUAUGUGAGAAAACAAGGAAAGCUGAAUCUAGACCUAGAUUUGGUCUUAGAAUGGAGGAAUCAGAUGCUGAUGAAAAUGAUGAUGUGGGUAAAGACCCAGAUUGGAUGUACAAUAAAAGAAAAGAUGCACCAAGCAGUGAUGAUGCAGAUGAUGAAAGACAACCCGAGAGAAAAAAGAGAAAAGUUGGUAUCAGAAUCAAGUGGACACAAAAACAAAAAGAAAUAGUGAGAGGUGCCUUUGAACAACACAUCCAUCUUGGCAAAUUACCUGGAAAAACUGAAUGUGUAAACCUGAUUACACAAAAUGUACAUCUGAGAAAUAGAACCUGGAAAAAUAUUAAAGACUUUGUAAGGAAUCAAACAGUUGUUUUAAACAGGACAUUAAGAUCAAAGAAAAAAUAGUGCAAAUGAUAAACAUAGCCUUGACUAAUUCAUUGGCUCAACUUUUUUAAGAAGAAAAACAUAGAGGUAUUGCUACAUUCAUAUCUGUGUUCAUGUUGCUGUUGCUGUUUACAAACUAAAAUAUUGAUCAUAUUUAUUUUAUUUUUUUUUUGUGAAUUGCCUUGUACUUUGAUACAAAAUCCCUUGGGACAAGACCUGCAUGUACAGACCUACUUAAGAAUAUUUUGACCCACAGUCUUCAUAUUUGGCAUGUAGGUUAGUCAUGAUUAUAAAAUGACCCCUAUUGAUUUUGAGGUCACUGCAUGGGUAUUGAUUUUUAGGUGAAUUUGUCAAAGGUCAAGGUCACAGGGGUUUUUACUACAAUGUGCUUGCUUGCUCAAAUGCUUAAGAAUGCUUGUCCACAGUGUAUUGAUUUUGAUGUCAGAGGUCCUUGAGUCUAAACAGCUUGUAUGUUUAGUAGCUCAAGAAUGCUUUGGUCGGCAGUCUUCAUAUUUGGCAUAGUCUUGGUCAUGCCCAAUUCCCCCUCACAACAAAGUUGUAAGGAGGACAUACUGGAAUCAGCUUUUCUAUCUCUUAGGUUUUGCAGGUCUGCCCUAAAUCAGUUGACACGGUUCUACUCCAAGAAAAAAACAUUCCAAAUGAUGCUCUGAAUCAUCAAAUUUUCAUACUACAACCAAAACAAUAUCCAAGUCUACGUAUCAUCAUUUUGUCUAUUCACAAGCACCCGAGAACAUCAUUGCAGAUAUUUCUUCCAAGUUUAGACCUGAACUCAUUCAAGCCCUUCCUCGAGUAGUUCAUACAAUUGCUACUGGAGACUUCACAUACAAUAUAACAACAACAAAAACAGGACUUGCAAAGAUUUCACCAAUCUAUUACAUUACUAUCAAUUCCAGCUCCAACCCAUCAGAAAGGAGUAAUUGAGAAUAUUUAGGUAACCUUUGAUUCAGCAGAAAUUUAUUCUGAUAUGAUACCAACCUAUUUCAGUGACCACUUUGUGCUUGGUGUAGUAAUACCAAUCCACCAUUUAUAAAAUCUGCAGUUUUCACUUACCUGUUAGUAUUAACAUUUCAUUCUCCAACUAUAUAUUCACAUUUGAAGCAUAUACUUAUUUCUCCUAUAUUCAUUAUACUACACCCCAAGCAAAGCUGCAUGAAUGGGAGUGGUGUAUUCAAGUCAUGCAGGGGCAGUUAUUGUUUUGAGGUAAGUAGGUCAAAGGUAAAGGUCACUGAUCUUUGUCACUAUAAACAUGUAGAAUACAUAACUUAGCAAUGCAAUGGCUUACUCCCGUCAGAUUUGGCAGGGAGAUUAUCCUUGAGCUCUAAAUGACCACUGCUGAUUCUGACAAAGCAGUAUGUGGGGGUAUUCACACUAUGACAGUGGCAGUUCUAGUUAAUACUUAAACAAACCAGUUCAGCUGGAGCUUAGAUAUUUGGCAAGAAAUGUUCCCAGUUAGACCUGUAAAAAUAUUGUUCAGGUUAUUGCCCUGGAGUCAAAAUUGACCUCUGAUUUGGAUUAUUUUUCAUGACAUAUACAUAAAUUAAAUAUUAUAAAACUAUCACUGUGAAUAUCUACUAUUUCUGUCAUAAAAAAAAAAUUGGCACAUGUACACUUUCUUAAAAAGAUUCCGUCCUUUUCUUUAUUUUUUCAAGAUUUAAAAGUUUUCUGCUUUUUUUCUUAACUUUAAAAUUAUUUUUGUUUAUAUUGUGAUUUAUUUAUGAUAUUUAUAGAUAUAUUUAUUUGUAUUGUUGAAAGGAAGCUUAAAAUUUGCAUUAUCAAUUGUUAGAAAUACAGACCUUUUGGA
This is a messenger RNA of Ruditapes philippinarum (Manila clam), 6001 nucleotides long. RefSeq lists its product as uncharacterized. The record is from RefSeq and is a predicted model, not a curated record. NCBI's taxonomy places the organism in Eukaryota, Metazoa, Mollusca, Bivalvia, Venerida, Veneridae. Bases 1 to 4200 code for a protein of 1399 amino acids. The transcript has 12 exons.